AUAUUUCUUCCCAAUAGCCCACGAAGAACGUUGAAGAAACGAUGAAUCUUCUCUCCCACGGUCGGAACGUGUGGUCGGCGUCCCCAGCCGUUAAAUCAUCGUCAUCCCUUCCGUCUCUACAAAACCAUCGUCAAGGUUCGAUGAGGGAAAAAAGGCUUGCCGUUACCGUUACCGUUACCCAGCGUAGCUUCCGCCCACCAUCCCCAUCCCCAUCCCCUCCACAUAUAUAUACAAGUCUCAUCGAACCUUACCUAUUUCUUCUUCGAGCUUCCUUGGCACUACUAUAAUAAUACGCUUGCCUAUAUACAUAUAGAGAUAUACCCAGAUGAACUUUACCCGAUUACUAUUGCAUAGAGUUUCAGGUUAAACUUCCUUUUACGGACAAGUUUGAUUUCUCAGCAGAAGAUUUCAGAAUUAGCUGACAGUACUUGGAAAGACAGUCAUUGGAAAUUUUAGGAUUAUUGUUGUCUCAAACAACUGAUGCAAGCUAAAGCAAACAUCUUAGCAUGGACUCGCGCCAGUUUUUGGGAUACAGUGUGACUGGUGCAGACUUCGCCUAUUCAUCUCACCCCACUGUUCCAUCAAUCCCCGCACGCCAAUUCGAGUCUUUGAAAUUUGGUUCACGGAACUCACCAAACUCGCCUUUCUCAACUCACUUCGACUCUCAAACUCUCACCACGUUUAGCGACAGUCAGGAGCAGCAUAGCUCAACGGAAAAUCUUUCAAGUAACUCUUCACUUGAAACCAACAGCUAUUUCCAGCAGUCAAGCCCUUCUCUGGGCUGUCAUCAAGACAGUCGACUCUUUCAUUUUGGUGGAACUUCGUUUUCCCAUGAUGCAAACAGCGGUCAAAAAGCGAAGUACACUCUGAAGGAACUAGAGACCGCUCUAAUGGGGCCUGAUGAUGAGGAAGAAGCAAAAACGCCGAGUCCUUCUCUUGGGGAAAACAAGAGGCCACAAACAUCGAGCCAGAGGUCCAUGUCCCAGGCCACACAGUCCGCUCGAUCUGAACCGUACAGCUCUUCAAAGCGUCACAAAGCAACAGAAGAAGGCUCUUCUUCGUCUUUGCAGUGCGUAUCACCUGACGAUCUCAAGCAAUUGCUCGUUGAUUGUGCCAAAGCUUUAUCCGAAAACAGAAUGGAUGAUUUUGAGAAAUUAGUUGAUAAGGCUCAGAGUUGUGUCUCAAUCGGCGGAGAGCCAAUCCAGCGUCUUGGUGCUUAUAUGGUAGAAGGAUUGGUAGCGAGGAAAGAGGCGUCUGGUACUCACAUAUACCGAACUUUGAAAUGCAAGGAGCCAGAAGGAAAGGAAUUGCUUUCGUAUAUGCAAAUGCUUUAUGAAAUCUGCCCGUACUUGAAAUUUGGCUACAUGGCUGCAAAUGGGGCUAUUGCCGAAGCGUGCAGAAACGAGGACCGCAUUCACAUUGUAGAUUUCCAAAUAGCUCAGGGCACACAGUGGUUGACUCUCUUACAAGCACUCGCAGCAAGACCUAGUGGUGCCCCUCAUGUGCGGAUCACUGGAAUUGACGAUCCGGUGAAUCAGUAUGCCCGCGGAGACAGUCUGGAAGCAGUAGGGAAACGUUUGAAAGCAAUUUCUGAUAAAUUCAACAUCCCGGUAGAGUUUCAUCCGGUGCCUGUUUUUGCUCCGGACGUUACAAAGGACAUGCUUGAUGUGAGGCCCGGGGAGGCUCUAGCUGUGAAUUUCCCGCUCCAGCUCCACCACACACCGGAUGAGAGUGUUGUGGUGAACAAUCCCAGAGACGGGCUUCUGAGAUUGGUGAAGUCGCUCUCUCCUAAAGUCGUUACUUUGGUGGAGCAAGAAUCAAACACGAAUACAGCUCCUUUUCUCACCCGAUUCAUUGAGACUCUCAACUAUUACUCUGCAAUGUUUGAAUCUAUAGACGUGACCCUGCCGAGGGAUAGCAAAGAGCGGAUUAACGUGGAGCAGCAUUGUUUGGCUAGGGACAUUGUCAACAUCAUCGCUUGUGAGGGAAAGGAGAGAGUGGAGCGCCACGAGUUAUUUGGAAAGUGGAAGUCAAGGUUUACAAUGGCAGGUUUCCGGCAGUAUCCUCUGAGCUCUUACGUGAACUCCGUGAUAAGGGGGUUGCUGAGGUGUUACUCAGAAAAUUAUACGCUCGUGGAGAAGGAUGGGGCUAUGCUGUUAGGGUGGAAGGAUAGGAAUCUGAUCUCAGCGUCUGCCUGGCAGUGAGGAUAGGUAUGGCGGGGGACGAGUCGCAGAGGUAGGAAUGGAAAAACCAGUUUUACAGCUCGUAGGUUGGCAAAGAUGAUGUAGUCUCAGGGUGUGUGACUCUUACACUUUCAUGGUAGAACCAGCCACUGUUUAGAGGUUUAUACUCCAGUAGCUGCUGUUAGUUUUGUUGAUAUUGUUUUCCCAUACAGUUUUGUAUUCGUUCUUGGUUUCUGCCACUGUCCUUGAUAGUUGCUAAUACAAAAGAAAAAGAUUUGCUUGAUCCA
Molecule: messenger RNA, 2470 nt
Organism: Rhododendron vialii
Lineage: Eukaryota; Viridiplantae; Streptophyta; Magnoliopsida; Ericales; Ericaceae
Product: scarecrow-like protein 21
Exons: 2
Coding region: 507-2204 (565 amino acids)
Biological process (GO): regulation of DNA-templated transcription
Cellular component (GO): nucleus
Molecular function (GO): DNA-binding transcription factor activity; sequence-specific DNA binding
Source: RefSeq, a predicted model, not a curated record